AUGUUCCGUUCAUCAACAUUUUUUCGUCAUUUUUUAGUCCAGUCACCCACUAGUUACUCCUUGGUUUCAACAUUGACGAAGCAGCCCUUUCAUCCAUCCAGCGUCCAUUAUUGUUCGUAUCUCACAGACUCGAGAGGCGUAGUGAAUAUCCCGACUAUCCGUCUGAAAUUGGAUAAACUGAUCGAAAAGUAUAAACAAUUGUCGGAAAAACGGAAUGAGCUUUCACCAGAUUUAACCGAGUAUGCCAAAGUAUCAAAGGAAUUGACAGAACUGGAGAAUAUCGUUUUACCGUAUGAAGAAUUAAAGAAAGCAGAAAAGGAAUUAGAAGAUGUAGACCUAAUGAUGAAUGACGCGCAUGAAGAUCAAGAUUUGAAGGAGCUUGCAAAGGAAGAACGUACACGGAUUUCGCAGAUUGUCGAGGACAUAGAAAAAACACUUGUUCAAUCAUUAGUUCCCAAAGACAUUGCUGAUUCUGGAAGUGCAAUUUUAGAAAUCAGGGCAGGUACUGGAGGCGAUGAGGCUGGUCUUUUUGCUGGAGAGAUGUUUCGAAUGUAUGAGCGAUAUUCAAAUGUGCGAAAUUGGAAAUUUGAAUCACUUAACAUCUCCGGUGAUAUUCUUGGUGUCAUCAAGGAAGCAACGGCAUCAAUAUCAGGAGACGAUGUAUUCGGAAAUAUGAAGUAUGAAGCUGGAGUUCAUCGAGUUCAACGGGUACCGGUGACAGAAGGUCAAGGACGGGUUCAUACCAGUACAGUUACCGUUGCCAUACUUCCCCAACCAACCGAGGUUGAACUCGUUUUGAAAGAAUCAGACUUUCGAAUCGACUACUACCGUUCAAGCGGUAAAGGAGGGCAACACGUGAACACAACGGAUAGCGCAGUCCGAUUGACGCACGUUUCCACGGGCAUAGUCGUCUCAAUACAAGACGAAAGAUCCCAAUAUAAGAAUAAAGCUAAAGCGUUUAAAAUCAUGAGGGCGAAAUUGUACGAAGCUAACCGCACACUUAUCGAGAAUGAGAGACGUGACUCUAGGCGCAUGCAGGUUGGAAGCGGCGAUAGAUCAGAGAAAAUUAGGACGUAUAAUUUUCCACAGAACCGAGUGACAGACCAUAGAAUUAAUCUUACUCUCUAUGAAUUGGAAAACAUCAUGAAUGGAGAGUCAUUGCAAACCAUCAUUGAUAGGUUGAAGUUUCAUUACGAAACGGACGCAAUGAUGCGAUGGGCUGAAUAG
Molecule: messenger RNA, 1227 nt
Organism: Paraglomus occultum
Lineage: Eukaryota; Fungi; Glomeromycota; Glomeromycetes; Paraglomerales; Paraglomeraceae
Source: the annotation of a GenBank genome assembly